This is a messenger RNA of Gossypium raimondii (Peruvian cotton), 2629 nucleotides long. RefSeq names its product microtubule-associated protein 70-4. The coding region runs from base 244 to 2112 and encodes 622 amino acids. Gene Ontology annotation, molecular function: microtubule binding. NCBI's taxonomy places the organism in Eukaryota, Viridiplantae, Streptophyta, Magnoliopsida, Malvales, Malvaceae. The transcript is spliced from 11 exons. Gene Ontology annotation, biological process: cytoskeleton organization. The record is from RefSeq and is a predicted model, not a curated record.
ACAAAUUAGAGAGAGAGAAAGAUAGAAAUGUACUAUUAUUUUCCCCCCUCUCUCAGAGCUCGCUCUCUAUAAAUAUAUCAAAAUCUGUUCAAAUCAGCUAGAUUUCAACUGAUUUUGAAACCCUAGCAUUUGGAUCCAUUUCGAGUUGUAGAUGUGAAGCGAACUUUUCUCUUUGAAUAGAUUUUUCUUUUUUUGGUUGCAUUUUGUGCUGUAAAGUGGUGCGACUAAGUGUUUGGAUCGGAGAUGGAAGAGGUUGCCGGCGAAGCGGCGGAGGUAAGAACCAAUGUGAGGAGUGAGUCGCCGAUGAGGAUGACAUCGGCCACCACGGCGGGUGUUCCUCCGUCGUUGACGGUCUCGGCGUCGUUUAGAGAGAGUGGAGGGAAAGGCUCGUCGAGGAGGAGAGGUGUUAGACCUAGCUUCGACGCCGAUAAUGAUUUUGUUCCGUUUCUUCACGGGUCGGAUCCGGUGAAGGUGGAGCUUACCAGAUUGGAGAAUGAAGUUAGAGAUAAAGAUAGAGAAUUGGGAGAAGCACAAGCGGAAAUUAAGGCAUUACGAAUGUCUGAAAGGCUAAGAGAAAAGGCUUGCGAAGAGCUCAGUGACGAGCUCUCAAAAAUGGAUGAGAAGCUUAAAUUGACAGAAUCUCUUCUUGAAAGCAAGAACCUUGAAAUCAAGAAAAUAAAUGAUGAGAAGAAGGCAGCCAUGGCUGCUCAGUUUGCAGCUGAGGCCACUCUGCGGAGGGUUCAUGCUGCUCAAAAGGACGAUGAUAUGCCUCCAAUUGAAGCAAUUCUUGCACCCUUGGAGGCUGAGCUGAAGCUUUCUCGGCAAGAGAUUGCAAAACUUCAAGAUGAUAACAGAGCACUUGAUCGUCUAACUAAAUCAAAAGAAGCAGCUUUACUUGAAGCUGAAAGGACUGUUCAGGUUGCAUUGGCCAAAGCGUCCAUGGUGGAUGAUCUCCAAAAUAAAAACCAGGAGUUGAUGAAGCAGAUAGAAAUUUGUCAGGAAGAAAACAAAAUUUUGGACAAAAUGCAUCGCCAAAAGGUUGCAGAGGUUGAAAAGCUUACACAAACUGUAAAGGAGCUGGAAGAGGCUGUUCUUGCUGGUGGUGCUGCUGCAAAUGCAGUUCGGGAUUAUCAACGCAAAGUUCAGGAGAUGAAUGAGGAAAGAAAAACUCUUGAUCGAGAACUGGCACGUGCGAAAGUAACCGCUAAUAGAGUGGCCACAGUUGUAGCAAACGAGUGGAAAGAUGCUAAUGACAAAGUGAUGCCUGUGAAACAAUGGCUUGAAGAGAGGAGAUUCUUGCAGGGAGAAAUGCAGCAACUUCGUGACAAGCUUGCCAUAACCGAGCGAGCUGCAAAAUCCGAAGCACAGUUGAAAGAGAAAUAUCAAUUGCGGCUUAGAGUUCUAGAAGAGAACUUGAGAGGAUCUUCUAACAGCUUUAGUCGCAGUACAUCAGUUGGAAGAAGCACGAGCAAUGGGCCUUCCAGGCGUCAGUCACUUGGUGGAGCUGAGAACUUCUCAAAGAUUUCAUCCAAUGGGUUUUUACCCAAGAGAUCACCGAGCUCUCAAUUGAGAUCCUCUUUGUCUUCUAGUACUGUGUUGAAGCAUGCGAAAGGAACAUCUAAGUCAUUUGAUGGAGGCACAAGAUCAUUAGACAGGGCUAAAGUGCUUUUAAAUGGAGCAGCCUCAAAUGUUUCAGUAAACCAUCCUUCUGAGGGGAUCAAGGAGAGUGAGUUACCGAGUAGUGAAAAAUCGAAUGAUUUCCAGCCAGUAGACACUGAGGACAAUGUUCCAGGAGUUUUGUACGAUUUGCUGCAGAAAGAGGUCAUAGCAUUGAGGAAAGCUGGUCACGAGAAAGAUCAAAGCCUUAAAGAUAAAGAUGAUGCGAUUGAGAUGCUUGCUAAGAAGGUCGAAACAUUGACAAAGGCAAUGGAAGUUGAGGCUAAAAAGAUGAGAAGAGAAGUUGCGGCUAUGGAGAAAGAGGUUGCUGCCAUGCGUGUGGAGAAAGAACACGAGAAUAAGGCCAGGCGGUUCGCCAACUCCAAGGGACCGGCUGCUCAGCUGCUUACUGGAAGAAAUACGUCUCGAAGCGGGUUAACACGCAGCACUCAAUGACAACAAAUUUUAAUCGAAGCAUCAACUACAAGGAGUAAUUUCGCAUAAGUCUCCUGGAUCCUUCCUUUUACUUUUUAUAAUUUUUUACCUCCUUUGGUGAUUGAUUAUAAAGAUAUUAUAACUUGCAUGCUGAUGAACCUGCGUUCAUUAAAAUUGACCAAUAGAUGAAAUCCGGGGAAAAAAGGGUAAAAUUCGGAUGAAGAAGACAUCGAUUUGGUAUGCUUCUAACAAACUGCUUAUUCCGCUUUUUAGAGAUUUAGCCAAAAAAAAAAAAAACAGGAAGAAGGAAACUAUUGACUAUGGGCUAACAUUAUGUUAGGUUUUCAUGAGUGGCCAGUGAUUGUGUGGUUGUAUAGGUAGUUUCUUUUUUUUCCCCGGAAUUUCUGCCGUUGUCCCAUUUUUCGUUUUUUGCAUUUCAUAUUUGUAAUCUGCAAUUAGUGUGAUUUGUCUUUCAAGUUUGUUAAUAUUCUUGUAUUGAGAUCUGUUUGGUUGUGUUAUUCAUUAAUAGUUGCUUAUA